AUGGGGUAUAUUAUAGCAGACAAUGAAUGCAAUAAAACAUUGGGAAUAUUUUGGAGAGCAAAUUCUGAUGCGUUGCAAUAUGUAGUGGAGAAACGAUUUAGGAAUUAUGCUGAUGUAACAAAGCGUGUGAUAUUGUCGAUAACAUCACAAAUAUUUGAUCCGUUAGGCUUACUGAGUCCUGUCAUCAUAAGAACAAAGAUUUUGCUACAAAGACUUUGGCAGUUGAAAUUAGCUUGGGACGAAACAAUUCCGAUAGAUUUGGCUACAACAUGGAAUGAAUUUUAUAAGCAAUUUGCAUGUCUUAAUGAAAUCAGGAUUCCCAGGCAAAUUGCAAUAUUAGAUGCUGUUAGAUUUGAGAUUCAUGGGUUUUCUGAUGCCAGUGAGCAAGCUUAUGGUGCCUGUUUGUAUCUUCGUUCCAUUAAUGCAGCUGGUAACAUUCUAGUACGUCUGAUUUGUGCCAAGUCUCGUGUAGCUCCGAUAAAGCAGAUUAGUUUACCGCGUUUGGAACUAUGCGGAGCUGUGAUAUUAGCUCGUUUAACAAAAAAGGUUAUUGCUGCGUUAGAUAUAAGUCCUGAUGAUAUAUAUUUGUGGACAGACUCUACAAUUGUGCUGGGGUGGAUUGCGGAACAGCCAAGUAGGUGGAAGGUUUUCGUGGCUAAUAGAGUCGCAGAGAUACAAGAACUCACUACAGGUUAUUAUUGGAAACACGUUGAAUCUGCCGACAAUCCAGCUGACAUCAUAUCGAGAGGCACACAACCUAUAUUGCUUAAAAACUUAGAUUUGUGGUGGUUAGGACCUCCAUGGCUUAGAGAUAAUCUAGACAAAUGGCCAAAAACUGAGCAUAAUAUGUAUACAAGUUCUAUUCCUGAACAACGAAAUGUUAAGUUUACUUUUACCAGCGUACUUAUCGAUUCUGAAAUUUUUACACGGUAUUCUUCAUUAUAUAAAUUAGUUCGGAUUGUAGCAUUAUGCUUUAGAUUUAGUAAAAACUCCAGGUGUACGGUAGGUAACAGGAAUUUUGGUGACAUAUCAAAUACAGAAUUUGACGAAGCAUUGUUGCUUUGA
Sitophilus oryzae (rice weevil) is the source of this 1065-nucleotide messenger RNA. RefSeq lists its product as uncharacterized. The transcript has a single exon. Bases 1 to 1065 code for a protein of 354 amino acids. The record is from RefSeq and is a predicted model, not a curated record. NCBI's taxonomy places the organism in Eukaryota, Metazoa, Arthropoda, Insecta, Coleoptera, Curculionidae.